Messenger RNA from Phycodurus eques (leafy seadragon), 1673 nucleotides. Its product is annotated as mitogen-activated protein kinase 12-like. Gene Ontology annotation, biological process: protein phosphorylation; intracellular signal transduction. Gene Ontology annotation, cellular component: nucleus; cytoplasm. The record is from RefSeq and is a predicted model, not a curated record. The transcript has 12 exons. Bases 20 to 1168 code for a protein of 382 amino acids. Gene Ontology annotation, molecular function: MAP kinase activity; ATP binding. Lineage: Eukaryota; Metazoa; Chordata; Actinopteri; Syngnathiformes; Syngnathidae.
UCUGAAAUUUUCCAUCUCCAUGAGCAUCCCCGAGGCGCCGGAACCGAAGCGGAUUAACAUCCUCGCCUCCAACUUCUCGGGGAUGGCCCUGCGAGGGUCCAGGACGGGAUUUUACCGGCAGGACAUCAACAGAACCGUGUGGGAAGUCCCGGAAAGGUACCGAGACUUGAGGCAGGUUGGAACAGGAGCCUAUGGAACUGUAUGUUCAGCGUGGGACCGGCGGACCAGCUCGCAGGUGGCCAUCAAAAAGCUCCACCGGCCCUUCCAGUCCAAACUUUUCGCCAAGCGGGCCUACAGAGAGCUACGACUCCUCAAACACAUGAAGCACGAAAAUGUGAUCGGUCUACUUGAUGUUUUCACAGCCGAAAUUACCCUGGAUCGCCUUCGAGACUUCUACCUGGUCAUGCCCUUCAUGGGCACCGACCUGGGCAAACUGAUGAAGUUGGAGAGACUAUCAGAGGACAGAGUUCAGUUCCUCGUCUACCAGAUGAUGAAGGGACUCAAGUACAUCCACUCUGCAGGGAUCGUCCACAGGGACCUAAAACCAGGAAAUCUCGCCAUCAACCCAGACUGUGAAUUAAAGAUCCUCGACUUUGGCUUGGCGAGGCAGGCCGACGCAGAGAUGACGGGUUACGUGGUGACCCGCUGGUACAGAGCCCCCGAGGUCAUUCUCAACUGGAUGCACUACACGCAAACAGUGGAUAUCUGGUCUGCUGGUUGUAUUAUGGCAGAGAUGCUGCUGGGGAAGCCACUGUUCAAGGGCAACGAUCAUCUGGACCAGCUCCGAGAAAUCAUGAAGAUCACCGGAACACCGGCUGCCGACUUUGUGGUGAAGCUACAAAGCCAAGAUGCCAAAAACUACCUUCGGGGUUUGUCAAAAGUACCCAAAAAGGACUUGCACUCCAUUUUCUCCAAAGCGAGCUCACACGCUGUGUGCGUGUUGGAAAAGAUGCUGCUCCUGGAUCCCGAGGAGCGGGUCAGCGCCUCGGAGGCCCUGGACUUUCCCUUCUUCGCCGACUUCCGCGACACGGAGGAGGAGACCGAGGCGCAGCCGUAUGACCGAACCAUAGACAACACGGACCUGACGCUCGACCAGUGGAAACGACACACAAUUACGGAGAUACUGAUCUUCAGGCCUCUAAAAGACUCUACGGAAACAUCACUUUAACAUACGCAUCAAGGCGAGGUACACCUUAGACUGGUUGCCAACCGAUCGCAUAUACAGUUUAGACAAACAAGCAUUCAUGCUCAAAUUCACACCAACGGACAAUUUAGUCUGCAAUAAAUCUAACAUCCAUGCUCUUGGAAUGGAAAGGGAUGAAGCCGGAGUACGGGGGAAGAACAUACAAACUCCAAACACGAAGUCCAGAGCCGACAUAGGAACGUUAGUAUGCGGUUUAUUUUUCUUAAAUGAGAUUUUGUCAUUUUGAAUCCAAUUUGUAAUGAUACUGGUUCUCAUUAGAUUGUGUAGGUGUGUGGAAAGAAUGUAAGUAGUUACAAAAUACACUUUUAUUCAGGGAUGACUUUGUGUUGUAGCUCUCUUAUUUGGUCCACAGAGGAGGAAAUUCACUUACGAUACAGCGUUAGGCUACAACCGGAAUGAACAGGUCACACACAGUACUUUUUGUGAAGGUAUUCAACAGAUGAUGCGUCCACAUCCGCUCGGUGGAGGA